AUGAAGACGGUACGAAUGUUUUUGGCAUUUUUCUUACACAUGCUUCUUGUGUCGGCACUCGGCAUGACAAUAGAGCCCAUUAGAGCAGGAGAUACGAAAAAGUACUCCAGUAAGCUGCAGUUGUCGAACUGUGUUGCGUACGACACCGUCAAGAACGACGUAAUUACUGUUCAUGUUCAGGCUUACGACAGGGUGCCGGCGCAGCAGCUCAAUUUGCAUAUCUUUGAUUCUGAGAACAACCAGCUUCGACUCGUUAAGGAUAUUAACGACGAGAUGGACGUAAUCUUCACCAACCUCAACUCCGACUUGGGUCGUGGAAAACGAAGUAGUUUCAUCGACAAACUCUCGCACUUGGGCCACGCCGACUCGGAGCAUGCGGAAGAAGUGCUCCAUAGUAACGAGGGAAAGUCGAGAAUUUACGUUUGUUUCGACAAUAUCUUCGCCGACAAGUCGUGGUCGUUUCAUCCGCAAAGCCGUGACAUCGAGUUGCAAUUCGAGGCAAGAAGUUUUGCCAGUCUCAAAAACACCAAUUACAAGCUCUUCACCAAAUACUUCCAGAUGCUUGGUUCCGAACUGGGUUCGAACGUAAUAAAAGAUCUGGACUUUGAAGAUCUGUUGGUGACGUUGGAACUGCAGCUCCAAACCGUGAUCGAGAAUCUCGACAGCUCCGAGCGAACCAUGCAAGCACUCUUGACCCAAGAGUCUAAGCUCCGCGACGCCAACGAGCAGAUUUUUUCCAACUAUACCAAGGUAUCCAUCGCAUUCUUGAUCAUCAUCGCCAUUUUCGGACUUCUCCCGAUAGUGUACAUGCGGGUCUACUUGAAACAAAACAACAUCCUAUAA
Messenger RNA from Meyerozyma guilliermondii ATCC 6260, 843 nucleotides. Its product is annotated as p24 family protein. Lineage: Eukaryota; Fungi; Ascomycota; Pichiomycetes; Serinales; Debaryomycetaceae. Bases 1 to 843 code for a protein of 280 amino acids. The transcript has a single exon. The record is from RefSeq and is a predicted model, not a curated record.